AUGGUUUUCGACCAACUUCGGGGUCGUCGGCUCUCGCUGGUCGUCGGCCUCGUUGGUGCUAUGGGCUUCAUGCUCCAAGGCUAUGACCAAGCCGUUGCCAACGGCUUGCUCACUUUGAAUUCCUUUGUGAGGACAUUCCCUGCAAUCGAUGUCAUACAUGCAACUGGUGCAGAAAAGAGCCACAAAUCAACCAUUCAGGGAACUACUAUCGCAAUCUACGAAGUCGGUUGUGCCCUUGGAGCACUCUCCUGCGCCUAUCUUGGUGACAAACUGGGUCGUCGUCGAACGAUCUUCCUGGCGGGAUGUAUUGCCUGUGUUGGGAUCAUCAUCCAGGCGUCUCCAUUUACCUUGGCACAAUUUAUCGUCGCUCGUGUGAUUACAGGUCUCGGGGUGGGUGGCUUCACUGCUGUCGUCCCAAUGUACAUUUCUGAGUCAAGCAGAGCCGAGAACCGUGGACGGAUGGUCCUACUGGAAGGUUUCUUCGCGAUUGGUGGCAUCGUUGUUGCUUCAUGGCUUGAGUUCGGCUUGUAUUAUGUUCAAGACAACGACGUGAGCUGGCGCUUCCCCAUCGCAUUUCAACUCAUAUUCGCUAUUAUCGUGACAUCCUGCAUCCUCUUUCUACCAGAAUCACCUCGCUGGCUUGUCAGUAAAAACCGAGUCGAAGAAGCCGCUGUUGUAUUGGGCCGAUUGGAAGACACUGAUGGUGAUUCGGAGGCUGUCGCGCUGGGCCUGGACACCAUCCAACAUUCUCUUCAAGAUGAAAGCGGUAGCGAAAGAUCUCACAACCCAUUCGCUUUUAAUGAGACCCGGAACUUCCAUCGCACAUGUCUAGCCAUUGGGGUGAACAUCCUUGCCCAAAUGUCCGGUAUCAAUAUCAUCACGUUCUACUCCGACACCAUCUUCCAGACCGAUCUUGGUUACACAGGAACAACCUCACGUAUCAUUUCAGGAUGUCUUCAAAUCUGGCAAUUCAUUUGUGCAGGAAUCGCUGUAUACCUCAUUGACCGCGUCGGUCGCCGUCGUCUACUGAUUUCUGCCGCUCUGGGGAUGGCCAUCUCGCAAGCCUGCUUAGCCGGUUUAAGCUCUGUCAUCACCACCAAUAAAUCAGCCGCAUCUGCGUCGCUACUAUUCUAUUUCUUAGCCUUUACUUUUUUCCCGAUUGGUCUCUUCCUCGUACCGUUUAUGUAUGCCGCUGAAAUCGCCCCGUUGCAGACAAGAGGAAAAGUAACAGCCAUGAGUGCUUCGGCGAACUGGCUAUUCAAUUUCUUGAUUGCAGAAGUGACCCCUACCGGGUUCGAUAAUAUUGGUUGGAAGUACUAUCUCAUUUAUCUGUGCAUCAAUGCCUCAAGUUUUGUGAUCUUCUGUCUAUUCUACCCAGAGACAAAAGGCCGGUCAUUGGAGGAGAUUGACGAGAUUUUUAUUCGCUCAAAGUCUCCUUUUGAAACGGUCCGGAUUGCGAAGGAGUUGCCAUUCCAGAUUGAUGUUUUGGCCACCGCAGAUGAGAAGAUUCUUGAUGAGCAUAUUGAGAAGGUUUAGAUUUGUGCCAAUGAGUCACUGGUUGGACCAUGUCUAGAUGGGACUUGGAGCCUGCCAGGGUCAACUGUUAGACUAGAUUGCGCUUCUGAUUGAUAUAUGGUAUUACACUGUGGUCAACUGAUGAGGCAUACGAUGAAGAGGAGGAAAUUCAGGGCAUAUAGAAUGGAUUGAGCUAUCCUGUUAGUAUCGAUAGAGUUAGGGUGUCACCAGAUGUCACGUGGAAUGGUUGCCCUAGCUUGCCAUCAUGAAAGGUUUCUUAGAAGUUAGAAUUACAUAUAAAUUACUGA
Molecule: messenger RNA, 1823 nt
Organism: Talaromyces stipitatus ATCC 10500
Lineage: Eukaryota; Fungi; Ascomycota; Eurotiomycetes; Eurotiales; Trichocomaceae
Product: sugar transporter, putative
Exons: 3
Coding region: 1-1536 (511 amino acids)
Biological process (GO): transmembrane transport; carbohydrate transport
Cellular component (GO): membrane
Molecular function (GO): carbohydrate:proton symporter activity
Source: RefSeq, a predicted model, not a curated record